Messenger RNA from Varroa destructor (honeybee mite), 596 nucleotides. RefSeq lists its product as uncharacterized. The record is from RefSeq and is a predicted model, not a curated record. Lineage: Eukaryota; Metazoa; Arthropoda; Arachnida; Mesostigmata; Varroidae.
AUCCGCUAGAUCGUAUUGCCAAAUUCCACAUUGAUGCUCACGACCCGCUUUGUUGACUCGUGACUCCUUCGACGUCGCUGAUGACGAUGAUUGUUGUGGUAAUGAAAAACUUGUCGCCACUUCCUCUUGUUACCUUACAGGAGGUCCGUCUGAAGCAGAACAGCAUUGACACCUGGUCGGAGUUAGAAAUGACGUCUUACACAAUUAUGCCUUUUUCUGUUCUCGGCUACUUCAUAACGGUCAUGGUGAUAAUCGUAGAUACCUCCUACUCCCCCCUUCCAUCUCAUCGGUUUGCAAGGUAUAACUGCAGGAACAUGAGGUCAAACUUUCAGGUCUGUGCCCCAGGGAUGAAAUGUAUAGAAGGUCUAUGCCUUCGGACUAUCUAUGCUGACAUUCCAUGUCGAGCGGCACUUUUCGGUGCCGUUAACCUCCAAAGACCGGAGCUUUUUCCAGUAACGGCCUUCCAAAUCGAUCACAAUCAAUAUCGGGAGACAGAUGAGCUGUUGUGCGUGUACUGCGUGGACAACUUAGAACCUAAAAACACUGCUAUGCUGCCCUGUGGCCAGUUUGAUUGGUCAUCAAACGCAAUAAAUUAA